GUCAGCUGCAAGCCAAUGCAUAUUGUGAGAAUCCAGAUGUAGUCGUAAUUGGUAAUAUAGAUGAUUUAUCAGACCAAAGGGAGGUAAAUGAAAGGCAAGCUAAAGAUAUGGCAGACAAAUAUGGCAUACCGUACUUCCAAACAAGUGCUGCUAGUGGACAGAAUGUGGAGAAGGCUGUGGACACGCUUCUGGACUUGAUAAUGAAGCGUAUGGAGCAGUGUGUGGACAUGACGCAAGUUUCCGACACAGCCAAAGGAGGAAGCUCGGGAAAAAUAGAGUCGGCAAAACCAGAGGAGAAAAAAUGUGCCUGCUAA
Messenger RNA from Eurypyga helias (sunbittern), 314 nucleotides. Its product is annotated as ras-related protein Rab-27B-like. Gene Ontology annotation, cellular component: melanosome; secretory granule. The annotation marks the transcript as partial. NCBI's taxonomy places the organism in Eukaryota, Metazoa, Chordata, Aves, Eurypygiformes, Eurypygidae. Gene Ontology annotation, biological process: positive regulation of exocytosis; melanosome transport. Gene Ontology annotation, molecular function: GTP binding; GTPase activity. The transcript is spliced from 2 exons. The record is from RefSeq and is a predicted model, not a curated record.